UUCAUUUUCCUGUCUUGAAUUCACAUAAUCUCUCUCGCUCUCAUAUUCUCCCUAUCACAGUGCCACUCCUGCUGACAUUUCACCUACAAGUUAUAUUCAGCAAGGCAUCGAUCAGUUAAUUGGAAAGGUUCACCCCUCAUUUGUUGGUGGGGGGAGAAACUACCAAAAACUACAAAUGGGAAGGCACUCCUGCUGUUACAAGCAGAAACUUAGGAAGGGUCUUUGGUCACCAGAGGAGGAUGAAAAACUUCUGAGGCAUAUAACUAAGUACGGCCACGGUUGUUGGAGCUCAGUUCCUAAGCAAGCAGGUUUGCAGAGGUGCGGCAAGAGCUGCAGGCUUAGGUGGAUCAAUUACUUAAGGCCUGAUUUGAAGAGAGGUACAUUUUCACAAGAAGAAGAAAAUCUCAUCAUUGAACUUCAUGCAGUGCUAGGGAACAGAUGGUCUCAAAUUGCAGCACAAUUGUCAGGGAGGACUGACAAUGAAAUAAAGAAUCUGUGGAAUUCUUGCCUGAAGAAGAAACUAAGGCAAAGAGGUAUAGACCCUGUGACACAUAAGCCACUGUCAGAGGUUGAGAAUGGAGAGGGGGACAAAACAAGGAGCCAAGAGUUAUCCAAUGAAUUGAACCUCCUGAAUUCAGAGAGUUUCAAGUCAGAUGAAGGGUCCUAUGAGCAGAGAGCAUCUUCAAUUGCCCCCAAAGCCUAUGAGAUGGAAGGCUCUUGCAGCUCCAAGAUUAGCACCAAAAACGACACCAACUUGAUAGCCAAUUGUCCCAACAAAGACUUGUUCCUAGACAGCUACAACACUAGUUGCCAACCCUCAGAUUUGAUGGGAAAUUACCCUCUUCAGAUCACUGACACUCUCCCAACCAAUUCAAACUCUUCUCAUUGGUUCAGCCCUACAACAGCAGCAAGGCCCUUUGACAUGAACUCUGAAUUCACUUCCAAUGUCAUGUCUAUUCUUCCACCUUCAACCACCUCUUUCCUCCCUAGUACUACUCUUUGCUACAAGCCAUCGCUUGCUGUCCCUUCAGAAGAUAUUUCAAUUUCGGCAGCCUCUUUUGCUUUGAAUGGACCCAAUUACUGGGAAGCCAAUGCCUCCAACAGCAGCAAUGGAAGCAACACAAGGGAUGGCAGCAGAGAAAUGACAAGUGGCAAGAACAGUAUGCUCUCUUCUUGGGGAUUCACAGAAGAAGCCAAGUGGUCUGAGUACCUCCACAAUCCAAUGUUAAUGCUGGCAGCUCCUGAAUCAUUGUGCAACCAAAUAAGGCCAGCCACACAUUUUGUACCUGAUGGUAACACUUUAGGGGCCAUAUUAUUGCCUGAUUCCAAAGAGCAACAACAACAGUCCCAAACUUCUAGCAUCUUCUCCAAAGACAUCCAGAAGUUAACAGCAGCCUUUGGACAUAUAUAAUGUUUCUUCUUGUAAACAAAGAUUAGUCCUUAAUUGUGAACUUUGGGACAUCCAUGAACUAAAAAAAAUUCAUAGCAACAGGCUUUGACACAAAGAAAGAUUUUAGAGGGUCUUGAAGGGGGCUUAUGUUCUUAGUACAGGUGUGUGAAAGCAAAGAUUAUUUUUGCUCUUGUAUAUAAAGUCAGGUUCAGGUCUGUCACAAAAACAUUUCUUUCACCAUCAUCUUCAUUUUGGUAAUAUUUGAUUUGUCUUUUACUUUCUCGGGUGUGGGUGGAAUAGAAUUGCUCUGAUGUUCUUUCUUUCUAUCUUUACACUGUUAACUGCAUUGCAGUGGUGCAUUAAUUUCCAUAUCUAUGCCAUCACAGA
Cajanus cajan (pigeon pea) is the source of this 1777-nucleotide messenger RNA. Its product is annotated as transcription factor MYB61. Lineage: Eukaryota; Viridiplantae; Streptophyta; Magnoliopsida; Fabales; Fabaceae. The record is from RefSeq and is a predicted model, not a curated record.